Messenger RNA from Trichoplusia ni (cabbage looper), 5016 nucleotides. RefSeq names its product peroxidase (gene cd). NCBI's taxonomy places the organism in Eukaryota, Metazoa, Arthropoda, Insecta, Lepidoptera, Noctuidae. The record is from RefSeq and is a predicted model, not a curated record. Gene Ontology annotation, molecular function: peroxidase activity; heme binding. Gene Ontology annotation, biological process: response to oxidative stress. The transcript has 14 exons. The coding region runs from base 458 to 2890 and encodes 810 amino acids.
CAAUUCACUUACGAGCUAUUAGAUAAUUACGCGUAGUGUCGUGAAGCCUUACAAAUUAAGUUCAACACUAUUGUCGUCCUGAAACUUGAUAAUCAACUGACAAAAUACCGUUUACUUACUUUAUCGUGCUAUGUAGAUACUCAUAUCCCAUAUAGUGUACCAACUUAAAUAUAUAGAACCGUAUAGAACACUUACAAGUCAAACGAAUAGGAAAGUUACCGAAUUGUGGUCCUUCCACAGGCAUACGCAGUCAUUACUGACAACGCCGCGGUCAUGUAAGGCUGAAACGUUAACAACAGUUCGUUACUUUUCUUAGUAAAUAGUAGACAAUCCAGCGACUGAUAGAAAAAGCGCGUAAAAAAGCAUUCAUUAUAAAAAGUGCGUUUACGAACAUUCUAUUUUUAAACUAUGCAGUGUUAGUGAUUUUUAUUUAAAAAGGCGUUAUUUCCAAGUAAAGAUGCAGGCAGCUACGUCUAGCAGUGAGCGCACGCCGCUGGUGCAGCCCACCUACAUGUUCGAGUCGAGCCUGACUCGCCGCUACCAGAAGCGCCUGCACCGCACGCAGUGUGCCAUCUGCGUCUUUAUCAUAGCGAUACUGGUCGUAGCACUCCUCGUGACGAUCUCGUACAACUUGAGCCUGGACGACGACGAUGAUGAUGACACGACAGAGCCUAGUGUCCCUGAGGUACCGCUGCCGCCUGGUAACCUCACGCUGCUGGGCUUGUUCCCCGGUAUGAUCCCGCCGGGGAACAUAACCUUCAAAACUAUGCCUUCCACGCUGGCGCCGCUCCUGAAGCAGAAGUGGCCUCUCAAAGAGCGUCCACACGCCACGUGGGCGGGCGGCCACCCCAGCCACGAGGACAUGGCGUCAGCUCUCACAGCGGGGAAGGCUGCGCUACAGGAGCUGACGGAGGUGGAGAGCCAGCGCCGGCCCCUGCAGCCGAACACUCCCGCGCACCGGGCGCAGCGGGCCGCGUCCACCGCGCACUCCGUCAAGCCCAUGGCACAGGCUGCCUAUACCGCUGAAGUUGCGACCAGGGCUUUAAUUAAUGGCACGGACAUAUCCCAGCGAGACGGUGGUUCCGGCCAGGGUCCCAGACUGAACGGCUCAGUUCCCGAACCGGCCUACUGCCUCCAGAGCGCGCCACCCUGCCCCGUAUCCCGGUACCGGACUAUGGACGGCACCUGCAACAAUCUACAGAAUUCCUUGCGUUGGGGUGUAUCUAAGACCCCUUUCCGAAGGGUUUUACCAGCUGAUUACGGUGAUGGUAUCAGCUCUCCGCGUGCCGCAGCAUCAGGCGCGGCCUUGCCGAGCGCGCGUGACGUGAGCGUGACGGUGCACCGCCCCAGCUACGCGCACGACUCCAGCUUCACCGUCAUGCUGGCCGUGUGGGGACAGUUCCUCGACCACGACAUCACCGCCACUGCGCUCAGCAAAGGACAGAACGGCUCGGCACUGUCUUGUUGCGAUCAGUCACAAGUCCCCCACCCGGAAUGCUUCCCGGUCCGGCUGGACCCUGAGGACCCCUUCUACCAGGACUACAACAUCACCUGCAUGGAGUUCGUGCGGUCUGCACCAGCACCCACCUGCCAUUUUGGUCCUCGCCAGCAGCUGAACCAAGCCACAGCCUACAUCGACGGGUCCACAGUGUAUGGAUUCGCGGAGACCAGAGCGGCAAACCUGCGUACUUUCAUAGGCGGCAAGCUGAAGAUGCUGAAGAUCGGUUCCACUGAGCUGCUGCCACCAUCUACUGACCCUGAUGAUAGCUGCAAUACUGCUGAGAUGACUGCUAAAGGACGUUACUGUUUUGAGUCAGGCGACGACCGCGCCAACGAGAACCUGCACCUGACGACGAUGCACCUGCUGUGGGCGCGCCAGCACAACCGCGUGGCGGCGGCGCUGCGCGCGCACAACCCCGCCUGGGGGGACUCCACCCUGUACCACGAGGUGCGCAAGAUCAUCGGAGCGCAGAUGCAGCAUAUCACGUACACUGAGUUCCUGCCCAAUGUGCUGGGUUGGGACGUGAUGUAUGCCCUCAACCUGACCGUGAGUGACUCCGGCUUCGAGGACGUGUAUGACCCCACUGUGGACCCAUCCAUCGCCAACCAUUUUGCAUCGGCUGUCUUCAGAUUUGCACACACCUUGCUACCGGGUCUAAUCCACAGUACAGACACGAUCUCAGGCACGGUCCAGUACAUCCACCUGCAUCAGAUGCUGUUCAACCCUUACACGCUGUACAACAAGAAGGGCCCGAAGGACUCCAUGCGCUCUGCCAUGAACACGCUCGUGCAUGCUGUUGAUCCUCAUGUUACUACUGAGCUUAGCAACCACCUAUUCGAGAAGCCGGUGUCGGCCAACUCGUCGGGGCCAGGCCCGUGCGGGCUGGACCUGGUGUCGCUGAACAUCCAGCGCGGCCGCGACCACGGCCUGCCCGCGUACCCCGUCUGGAGGGAGCACUGCGGACUCAGCAGACCCAAAAACUUCACUGAUUUGAAGACGAUCUUCGAUGCCUCGUCGUAUAGCAGGAUUUGUAAGAUUUAUAAAUCAGUAGAAGACAUAGACCUGUAUACGGGUGCCCUAGCUGAGGCUCCGGGCGGGCGCCUGCUGGGCCCCACACUCACCUGUCUCAUAGCAGACCAGUUCCUGAGGCUGAAGGUAGGGGACAGGUACUGGUACGAGACUUCGGAUCCCAUCGCUGGCUUCACUAUAGAGCAACUAACGGAGAUCCGCAAGACGACCCUGGCGGGCAUCAUCUGCGCCAACGAGCAGCUGCUGGAGCAGGCGCAGCCGCGCGUCAUGGAGGCCGUCAGCGGCGUCAACCCGCUCGUGGACUGCCAGGAGCUGCCGCAGCCCAACCUCACGCCCUGGUACCAUCUCGACAGGGACUAGGAAACUAGGAGGUAGUUUUUACUGCAACUUAAAUGAAUUAAAACUGAAGUAAGCAGAAUAUUAUGUUUCACAUGAGGAAGAAAAUUCUGCUACAGAUAAAUGAAUUUCCUCAUAUGGGGACAAUUAAAAAUUUAUACUCAAUCCAUUAGGUAUUCUUUCAUAUUCAUGUUAGACCAGCUAUAUUCAAUCUUCAGUAACUUAGUUAUCGGCCCACCUGAAGUUUGUAAACAAUUUUUAAUUUUGGCUUGAGGCCCUCGAUGCUGUAAGAUUUUUUUUGUGAGAGCUUUCAAAAACUGAUCAAGUGUGAGAGGAUUCACGACACGGGUCAAGGACAAGGGUUCCAUACAAGUAGGAAUAAGAAAAAAAAUACUUGGCUAAAAAAAUGGCCACGAAUGUCAAAAACUGGAUAUGACGACUGGUGACAGACAGACAGCGGAGCAUCAGUAAUUUAAAACUGUUUACUCGAUUAGGAUCCUUAAAAAAGGUUGAAUUUGGCUGGUUAAGAAAGUCAGCAUCAUCUUCCAAAGCCUUGUCUCGUCAUUAGCUCUCCUUGUCUACUUUUCCAUAGCAAACGACAAUGGAUUCCCUUUGAAUUCCUUGAAUGUCCUUUCCAAAAGUCCUCAGAUUAAGUAGUGAAAAAAAAAUCAAACCAAUGUUAGCCAGUAAGUUUUGUCCUAUUAGAUAAUACUCAAUUAACUGUACAAUAUCUUUAAUAUAGGUAGUUACCCUUUUUACAUAACCAAAGUAUUUGUAUUGAUUUCGAAAAAAGUCACCUUCAUGACAUGUAUUAAAGAAUUACUAGCACAUUAUUUUGCUUACAUUUAUAUAUUUUCAUGAACUUUGUACUAAUAGGUAAGUAAAAUGUUUAUCAUUAGGUGAUCGUCAUUAUGUGCCAUCUGAAGCCUUAUUCUAUGUAGAUGAAUUAGGUAAAACGAAUUACAUUAUAUACUUAUACAUAAAUUAUAUCCUUGGUAUUAAAUGUAGGAAACACACAAUCACAAUAUGAAAAAGCAAGGAAGUAAUAUAAAAACUUAUAUUAGUAAUUAUCAGAGCGCCAUCUUCCUUCCACACCCCCAUUAGUGGGAAAAAGGCCCCAGUUUACUUGUCCUAACAAAGAUUUUCUUGGAAGCAAACUUUAACUCGUUAAGCCCUUGAUUGUGUUGUUAUUUUUUAAACCCAAGUCACAUAUCUGUAAGUAUAAAUAAAUAUUGAUCCGUGAUUUGUAUUCCGAAACGUGAACACAAACAACUUGCACCUUUAAAUCAUUAAGUUGGUAAACAAGUUGAGGGCUGCAUGCGUGAGUAACGUAGGUCCGAGGAAAUAUAGUCUUUGUGAGUCAUGUGUAACUCUAUAGCUUCCUGAUCCGCUGGUAUAACUCUUAGAUUACUGUAACCAAGCAGUCGAAUUCAUAAAAACCUGAUUUACCUCACGUCACUUUAUCAGCCAUUCUAACGAAGUGACAAAUCUACAAUCUUUAACAUCAACGAUCAAAUGUAAGGAUUGGAUGGAUAGACGAUGUAGAAAUGGUUUUUGCCUACAAGGGCAGUUAACUGUUUAAUCCAAAAUUGGUUAACGGAUUAAUCUAAAAUCAUCAUCAUCAUCAUUCUUCAUCUGUCAAAUCUCUCUAAUAGUCUUGAUCAGAUUCUAGUAAAAGCAUAUUUUUUGGAACCUCGUUCAUUGAAAGUUUGUUCACUUUUUGAGCAUGAUUUGCUGAGCAAAACAUACCUAGAUAUUUUUUGUGAUUGUUUGGGUGUAAUCAAUGUUUAGGUGAGGCUAAUAAAUAAAAUAAAACUCCACUUAUGGACCAGUGCAGCAGUGUUUCAAAAUAAGCCAGGCUUGUAUAAUUCGGAAGUGUAUUUUAUUUUAUGUUGUUCCUAAUUUUCUUUUUUAACUAGUUAUAAAAAUCAUUAUUGUAUGAUAUAUAUUUCUGCCAUGUUAACUAACUAUUAGGAUAAGAUGUACCUGUAAGUUUAACCACUUCCCAGUCCUAUUAGUCAUAUCAACAUUGCCAUUGUGACGCUAUUAAGUAUAGGUUAGAAAAUAUUAACAACAAUUUAUACUCAUAGAUUUUGAGAGAAACCAUGUUAGCUUUUAGUAAUUUAUAUAUCGUUUUGUAAUUAUUGAAA